AUGCUUUUCCAACAAACGCUUUCCUUCGUUGUUCACCCCCCCCGCCUUCCCACAAUCGAGUUCCUUUGUUGCCUUCCAUCUGGAGGCAUUACUUCGUUGCCUUUCCAUAGAACGGCGUUGCAUCUUCGCCCUCAGUCGUUCUUUCGAUGCCGUCCAUUGAGUCGCGUUCCUUUCUUGCUUUUCAUACAGCGAAGUCCCUUACUUACCUUUCAUUUAAUUUUCCUCCUUUCUUCCUCCUUUCCUUUUCUCUCUUCUUUCUUGCUUUUCUCUCUUCCUUCUUUCUUCUUCCUCUUUUCCUCUUCUCUCUUCCUCCUUUCCUUUUCUCUCUUCAUUCUUUCUUUUUUAUCUCUUCUUCUUUCUUCUUCCUCUUUUCCUCUUCAUUCUUCCUCCUUUCCUUUUCUCUCUUCAUUCUUUCUUUUUUAUCUCUUCUUCUUUCUUCUUCCUCUUUUCCUCUUCUCUCUUCCUCCUUUCCUUUUCUCUCUUCCUUCUUUCUUCUUCCUCUUGAAAAUCUUCUCUCUUCCUCCUUUUCCUUUUAUAUUCCUUCUUUCUAGAAAUAUUUUCCUCUUCUCUCUUUUCUUUCUUCUUCCUCUUUUCCUCUUCUCUCGGAUUUUCCUUUUCUCUCGAAAAAUUCUUUUUUUUUAUCUCUUCCUUCUUUCUUCUUCCUCUUUUCCUCUUCUCUCUUCCUCCUUUCCUACAAGGUCUUCCUUCUUUCUUCUUCCUCUUUUGAAUUUUCUCUUCCUUUUUUCCUUUUUCUCUUCCCUUCUUUCUUCUUCCUCUGGCCUUUUCUCAUUUCUUCCUCCUUUCCUUUUCUCUUUCCUUCUUUCUUCUUUUUCCUUUCCUCUUCUCUCUUUUUUAUAUUUCCUUUUCUUUAUAUAUCCUAUAUUUCUUUUUUUGGGAUCUUCUUUUUUUCUUCCUAAAAUUCCUCUUUCUAAAUAUCUUUCAUUUUUCUCUUUCCUUCUUUCUUUUCUCUUUUCCUUUUCUCUCUUAUUUAUUUUCCUUUUCUCUCUUCCUUCUUUCUUCUUCCUCUUUUCCUCUUCUCUCUUCCUCCUUUCCUUUUCUCUCUUUCUUCUUUCUUCUUCCUCUUUUCCUCUUCAAUUCUUCCUCCUUUGA
Messenger RNA from Acanthosepion pharaonis, 1110 nucleotides. The record is from the annotation of a GenBank genome assembly. NCBI's taxonomy places the organism in Eukaryota, Metazoa, Mollusca, Cephalopoda, Sepiida, Sepiidae.